CUGUUCAUCAUCAUGGGCGUGACGUGGCUGAUGGGUACGCUGGCGGUGCUGGCGCGCUGGCCCGCGCUGUGGUACCCGUUCGUGGUGCUGAACGGGCUGCAGGGCGCCUUCAUCUUCGUCAUGUUCGACGUGAAGCGCAGCGUACUGAGCAUGCUGUGGGAGCGUGUGCUGGGCCCGCGGCCGCUGCCCGCGCCGUUGCGCUCGCCACGCUCGCCACGCUCCACGCAGCACGCGUCGGAGGCGUCGCGCCGCACCGCCACCACGUCCGUGACCGCGUCGUGCACGCCCUGCGCCCGCGGCGAGCGCAACAGCGGAAAUACGUCCAGCCUUAGCAUGGAUGUGGCUCUGAAUGGGUCAGUGGCUCACGAGAUGGAUAAAGGAACUUCAAAUGGCUUCCAGCAAUGAAAUGUUGAUGUCAACACAUUUGGCAGUACCUGUAAAGUCAUUAAAAAUGGUUAGAAGGUGCAGCUUCUCCGUAUCACCUGAACCUAAGUGUUUCCUCGUCAGUCUGAGUGCAAUUAGAAUGGCGUUAGACCGCUACAAAACAUUGCAGCUAGUCAUCGAGCAUUUUGAGGCGUUUGCCAAAGAACAUGUUGGCAAAUUUGUGAACCCAAGUUUAU
Messenger RNA from Gryllus bimaculatus (two-spotted cricket), 620 nucleotides. Lineage: Eukaryota; Metazoa; Arthropoda; Insecta; Orthoptera; Gryllidae. The record is from the annotation of a GenBank genome assembly.